This is a messenger RNA of Amorphotheca resinae ATCC 22711, 1420 nucleotides long. RefSeq lists its product as hypothetical. The coding region runs from base 307 to 1353 and encodes 348 amino acids. Gene Ontology annotation, molecular function: oxidoreductase activity. The transcript has 6 exons. NCBI's taxonomy places the organism in Eukaryota, Fungi, Ascomycota, Leotiomycetes, Helotiales, Amorphothecaceae. The record is from RefSeq and is a predicted model, not a curated record.
CGGAUUUCAGGGUCGUGAUGGCUUCAUCCACCAGAAAAUCUCUCGAGACGCGUCCAACACGGCGUGAGGUCUCCGCAGACUCGUAGAGAGUAUGGUGAGUAGGUCCUGUAGUUGGACCGUGUUAGUCGAUGUGUACCUAGUUGUAGGAUUGGCGCCUUCGCUGACGGAGCCGAUACCCCGCAAAAUGAGAGGUUUUGCGUGCAAUAUGUACCUGUUACUAUCUCUCUCCCCCGCAAUCCCCAGAGUCAGCAACGACAGUUUCUUUCAACCUCUCUCUAUUGGCAAGAUCGGAACAAUAAAGCUACAAUGCCACUCAUUGCGAGGAACCCAAAACCAAGGGUUAUCCUUGGUUUGAUGACCUUUGGGCCCGACCCAUCCGCAGGCGCUCGAAUCACAUCUCUCUCAGAGUACAACGCCUUCCUCGACCAUUUCCAAGCUGCCGGUUAUAAUGAGGUUGAUACGGCUCGCAUAUACGUAGGAGGGAAGCAGGAAGCCUUCACCCGUGAAGCCAAAUGGAAGGAGAGAGGGCUCACGAUUGCUACAAAAGUCUGGCCGCGAGAACCGGGCAUGCAUAAACCUGAUGUUUUAACGGAGACUUUUAAUACGAGUUUGAAGGAGCUUGGAGCAGAUUGCGUUGACAUAUUCUAUUUGCACGCUCCUGAUCGUUCAGUCCCAUUCGCGGAAACGCUCGAAGCAGUCGACAAACUGCAUAAGCAGGGUAAAUUUGUGCAACUAGGUUUGUCCAACUUUGCAGCCUAUGAGGUGGCAGAAAUAGUCAUGACCUGCCAUUAUAAUAAUUGGGUUCGACCUACCAUCUACCAGGGAAUGUAUAAUGCCAUUACGCGCUCCCUCGAUCAGGAACUUAUUCCUGCCUGCAAAAGAUACGGCCUAGAUGUAGUUGUCUACAAUCCGAUUGCUGGGGGUCUCUUCAGUGGCAAAUACAAGAGCAAGGAUGUUAUUCCCCAGGAGGGAAGGUUUAGUGACGUUGCCAAUCGAACGGGUCAAAUGUAUCGAGAGCGAUUCUUCAGAGACUCAACAUUUGAGGCUUUGAAGAUAAUCGAACCCGUUGUUGAGAAGCAUGGCUUGACAAUGGUAGAGACGGCUCUGAGAUGGGUAGUCCACCAUUCCGCAUUGAAUAUCAAGGAUGGAAAUGACGGUGUCAUCAUUGGCUGCAGCAGCAUUCAACAACUUGAUGAUAAUUUGAAGGAUUGUGAAAAGGGACCUCUUCCGGACGAAGUAGUAGAGGCUCUCGACAGAGCGUGGAAGGUGAGCAAGACAGACACGGAAACUUACUGGCGCGGAGAUUUAAAUAAAUACACAUACGAUACAAGGAAGGCAUUGUUUGGCAAAUGAGUAUAUUCGCAGAUACCCUUCGGACCCUUCCAAUUAAAAGUGGAAGUAACAGGUAAUUGAUUCUAUG